Meyerozyma guilliermondii ATCC 6260 is the source of this 684-nucleotide messenger RNA. RefSeq names its product Pga6p (gene PGA6). NCBI's taxonomy places the organism in Eukaryota, Fungi, Ascomycota, Pichiomycetes, Serinales, Debaryomycetaceae. The transcript has a single exon. Bases 1 to 684 code for a protein of 227 amino acids. The record is from RefSeq and is a predicted model, not a curated record.
AUGCAAUACACCGUUUUAUCUGCUUUGGGUUUGGCUUCUAUGGUCGCCGCUAAGUCCACCAUCACUGCCGUCGACACCGUCACCGAACACCAUACCACCGAUGUCACCGUCACCCACUGCUCGCACGACGCUUGCUCCACCACCGUCCAGGCUCACACCCAGACUGUUGUCACCGAAACCGUCAAUGGUGUCAAGACCGUUUACACCACCGUUUGCCCUCUCACCGAAGAGGCAUCCACCGUGGCCCCCGCUUCCACCUUGGCUCCGGCUUCCACUGUUGAAGAAGAGAUUGUGACUGCCACCCUCACCACCACCGUCAACGGCGAGGAAACCGUCUACACCACCGUGUGCCCUGCAUCUGAGCUUCCUGCCACCACUGCUCCUGGCUCAUCAGCUCCAGCCACUACUGCUCCUGCUCCUGGAACUAAGGCCCCAGUGCCAGCUCCUGCUGAAGAGUCCGACUCGGAUAUCACCUACGUCGACGUCACCGAGACUCCUACCGUCUACGAGACCACCGGUGUCGAGGCCACCAUCACCUCUCAGGCCACCCUCACCUCGUACUACAACUCUGCUGCAUCCAAUAGCACCGUUGCUGGUGUUAACACUUUCGAGGCCAAGGCUGCUGGCCAAAAGGCUAUGCUUGGUGCUGCCGGAUUUGCUGGGUUGGCUGCUGUCUUGUUGUAG